Molecule: messenger RNA, 1530 nt
Organism: Penicillium chermesinum
Lineage: Eukaryota; Fungi; Ascomycota; Eurotiomycetes; Eurotiales; Aspergillaceae
Product: WD40 repeat domain-containing protein
Exons: 1
Coding region: 1-1530 (509 amino acids)
Molecular function (GO): protein binding
Source: RefSeq, a predicted model, not a curated record
AUGUCCUCUCAAGAUCCGCAAAGACAAGGCGAAGAGGAUGCCUACGUUGAGGCUGACGAAGCUGAGGAGAUCUUCCAGCGCGACGAGGAUCAUCCCAUGGAGUCGGAUGGCGAAGACGAAGACCAGCCCAUGACCUACGACGAACAGAUCACCUUCCAAAACGAUUCCUCAGCGCACUUCGACUCCCACAAUGACUCGGUAUUUUGUGUUGCACAGCACCCAGUACAUAACAACAUCGUUAUCACUGGCGCCGGCGACGACACAGCCUACAUCUUCGACUCGACCCCCGCCGAAAAACCCCUCCUCCCCGCAAGCUACGAAUCCAACCCCCAACCCCGCGAGCGAGACUCUCUGAAAGCUAUCGCUAAGCUCGAUGGACACUCUGACACCGUUAAUGGAGUCAUUUUCACAGAACCCGCCGGCGACUAUGCCGUGACUGCUGGCCUGGACGGCAAGCUGCGGGCAUACCGGGACUCGACACCCGACAAGACCGCGUUCGCAUGGGAGUUUGUGGCCGAGGCUCAAGAAGUAGAGGAGAUCAACUGGAUUGCAGUGUGCCCCUUUACACAGGGCAACGAAGAGAAGCGCAAUGUAUUUGCUAUCGGAGCCAACGAUGGCAGCGCUUGGGUAUUUCGCGUUGACCACACGGACUCUGCACAACCAAUUUCAAUCAUCCAGUCUUUCUUCCAGCACACGGAGUCUUGUACCGCGGGCGCUUGGACCCCGGACGGAAAUUUGCUUGCCACCGUCUCGGAGGAUGGGAGUUUCUAUGUGUACGAUGUCUUCGGCGCGGCUGCCGCCGCCGGCAUUGCCGGCUCGCCCGGUACUAAUGCCGUGGUUGGGUUGACCGCGGAAGACCAGCGAUUCGCUGUUGACGGAGGUCUUUACUCCGUUGCUGUGUCACCUGGUGGCGGGAUUGCGGCUGUUGGAGGCGCCGAGGGCCAUAUCAAGAUCGUCGGUUUGCCCAGACUCGGUGGUGCUCCCCAGGCUGGAAAGGGCAAGGGUGCCCCGGCUUCCACUGCUUCUGCUGCGGGGACCAUUCUCGCUGCGCUCCAGGCUCAGUCCGAUGGCAUUGAGACUCUGUCGUUCUCUCAGCCCCCUUUGACCCUUCUUGCGGCGGGUUCAGUGGAUGGAUCAAUUGCAUUAUAUGAUGCUGCCCACCGAUUUGCUGUUCGUCGGCACAUCAAAGAAGCCCACGAGGGUAACGCUGUUGUUAAAGUGGAGUUCUUGCAGAGCAAAACUGCUGCUCCCGCUAGGCCGGGCCCCGCUGCUGCUUCGGCACCUGGCCAGGGACGCUCAUGGCUAUUGACAUCCGUCGGCUUGGACGGUGUUGUUCGCCGAUGGGAUGCUCGCGGUGGCACCACAGCCGCAGCUCAGGGAUUGCUUAAGGAGUGGAAGGGACAUAUGGGUGCCACUGAAAAUGAGGACGGUGAGCAGGCCGGUGGUAUUAUGGGCUUCGUUCAAGGGCUCGAUGGAAAGCGCAUUGUCACAGCCGGUGAUGAUGGUAUUUCAUUAGUCUUCGAGGAGUAA